AUGCCCACCAGCAGCGGUCUAAUUUUCGAUAUUCGGAAGCGGUCCAUCAGCUCCAGCGAUUCAAACUUCACCAGAACCAACUUCCUUGGAAGGAAAGAUUUCAUACAAAGACUUAAACUUGAAACCACGUUAGAUGUCCAUGAAGGCUCUGUCAAUUCAGUAUGCUGGAAUGAAACAGGAGAAUACAUUCUAUCUGGAUCAGAUGAUGGCAGUUUGGUCGUCACAAACCCACACCACCGAACUGUCAAGACUAUGGUUAAGUUGGGGCAUCGUUCUAGCAUUCACAGUGCUAAGUUCAUGCCCCAAACUGGUGAUCAGAUUGUCAUCUCAGCUGCAGCAGAUGGCAAGAUCUUCUAUACCAACAUCACCAAGGGACCCAGUGCUGCUACACAGUAUCAGUACCACUGUCACAACGGUGCUGCCUACAAGAUUCUGACAGUACCCAAUGACCCACAUUCUUUUCUAUCAUGUGGAGAAGAUGGGACCAUCCGCUGGUUUGAUGUCCGCAUUUCUCCCUCCUGUAGGCAAAACAACUGUAAACAGGACAUACUGAUUGACUGUCGGCGAGCUGUGACAUCGAUGGCAAUAUCCCCUCUGGAGCCAUUCUAUCUGGCCGCCGGCUGCUCAGACAGCUCAGUCCGAAUCUAUGACAGGCGUAUGCUGGGUACACUAGCUACAGGUAGCCAGUUGGGAAGUGGUGCUUUGGGAAUGUGUGUACGCUUUGUGCCGAUUCACCUCAUCAACAAGUUUAGCCGCAUUACCUCACUCUGCUACAGUGGGGAUGGGCGACAGGUGCUGGCCAGCUAUUCCUCAGACUACCUCUACUUGUUUGAUCCACGAGACGACACUGCCAGGGAGCUAAAGGGCCCCUCCCAGCACAAUAAGAGUGAGCAACGGCAGCCUCCUGUGAAGCGGCUCCGACUGAGAGGAGAUUGGUCUGACACUGGACCCCUGGCUCGCCCUGAGAGCGAGAGAUGGAGACACGGAGAGUCCCAGUCAGAAACAUCCCUGCUUCAAAGGAUCUCAGACAUGAUGUCCCGUUGGUUUGAGGAGGCCAGUGAAGCUCGGAAUAGCAGCAGAACGCAUUCACAACCAAUGUUUAGAGCUCCUGCCACCCAGACUGAAGGAAUUCAAGUAAUGACUUCUGGUGUGCUCCCACGCCCAGGGGGAUCACAGGCAGAAAUUCCUCAGGCCUCAUCCAGUGGACCACGAGGCAGUCAGCCACUUCCAACAGAGCCAGUGCUGAGUUUCCACUACAGCACACAGGGCACCACAGCCAGCACCAUCCAGCUGGACUGGAGGAGUGAAGACCUGAACCAAAAUCAGUCAAGUGGAUCCAAUGAUGUAACAAGCCUAUCAAGAAUCAGGGAAUGGGAGGUAGAUGGCAGCAGGCAGAGCUCAGCUCCCAGCCAGGCAGGUGAUGAAGAUAGAGAGGAUGAAACCAACACUGUACAGCCUCGGCUUGGAUGGGGGAAUGGAUUUAAUUUCAGAGGAUCAGCUAUAGGUGAAAGAGUACUCAGGCGCUCUGCUGUGGCUCAUAUUCAGGAGAUUUUCAGGCGACGCAAAGAGAGGCGUGAGCUGGAGGAGAGUGAGGCACGCCAAGUCAGGAAACCUGCGGUCCACAUGGUCUACAAGGGCCACCGCAACUCGAGGACUAUGACCAAAGAGUCGUGCUUCUGGGGAGAUCAGUUUGUGUUGAGCGGCUCCGACUGUGGCCACAUCUUCAUCUGGGACCGAAGCAGCGGCCAGCAUGUGAUGCUUCUCGAGGCAGAUAAACAUGUGGUCAACUGUCUGCAGCCACACCCCUAUGAACCCAUUCUUGCCACUUCUGGGAUAGAUUACAAUAUCAAGAUUUGGUCCCCUUUGGAAGAGGUCCCAUCAUUUGACAGAAAGCUGGCUGAGGAGGUUAUCUGCCGUAAUGAGCUGAUGUUGGAGGAGACCAGGAACACCAUCACUGUCCCGGCAUCUUUUAUGCUGCGCAUGCUGGCAUCUCUCAAUCAUACCCUCACACCUGGUCAUUCUGAGGCAGGUCGCUCUGAUGGCUCAGGAGCAGAGACUGAAGAUGACCACUAGUCCCUCCUGCAGGGAUGUGGUCUGCUCUGCUCAACAUAUCCAGCCCUGAAAACAGACAUGUCAGCUGGAGGACAGUGGUUGUAGCAGUGGUGGCUGAAUGUGCUUUGGCUCCACAGCUGUAUCUGUUUUGGUCCCAGUUUUGCUUCUUGCUCAGGAUGUGUCACUAAAGGGUUUUCCCUUUGUAUUUUGGGAGAAAUGGGGCUAAACUUCAUGGUGGUCAUGGUGACAUUUUUAUUUUUGUGUUACCUCACAAUAACUUUUGCAUUCUCUCACAAUAUUUUUUGCAUUCUCUUGUAAUACUUUUGCAUUACCUCACAGUACUUUCCUACUUGUGUUCCGUUCCCUCUGAGCCAUUGGUCUAUUUCCACUUAGCUGCUUCAGCACACAGGUCUCUUGAUGUGGGAAUUCGUUUAAGUUUAGUUUCACUAAUUAUGUAACCAUGCCUCUUGAACAGUUGUACUGUACCAGCAGAAUUAAUCCCUAUUUCAAUGUCACAUUCAAAGGGCUGAUCCACACUGGGGCGCUGUAGCCUACUGUUGUGCAGCUGAGUGGAAAUAGGUCUACAUAUGUCUCAAAGAAUGGAAGUAGAAAAGUAUUGCAAGGUAACACAAAUAUAUUAGAAUACAAAACUAUUAGGAGAGUAUGCAAAAUUUAUUGCAAGAGAGCACAAAUUAAAAUAUCUCACUGUGAGCCUUCGGGGGCACUGUAAAAUCCAGCCUAUCACUGGAUUGGAAACACAAAGAAUGAACAUUUGAGUAUGAUUGUUGUUGGGUUUUUUUUAUAUGUGUUAGGUGUGGAGAAUAAUGUAGUUUUAGUGCAACAAGUGCGACGAGUGUGCAGUUCUGGUCUUGGUGUUUUGGAAGGAAUGCAUGUAAAAGUACUGUUACCACUAGGUCAGCUGAUAUUUGUCAUGUUUCAUACCUAUUUGUAUCAUAUUUUAAUGUAUUAUUAUUAUUGUGUAAUGAAAUUUAUGGUGUCAGCUAUGACAAAAUGUUUGCAAAGAAAAAUGCACCAUUAAAGUUGCCAUCAAAUGAUACUACUAUAGUCAGGGGAAAUGGUGUGUUGUGAUCCAUUCUCAGGGUUUUGACUUUAAAAUAAAAGAAUCUAAAAA
Myripristis murdjan (pinecone soldierfish) is the source of this 3184-nucleotide messenger RNA. RefSeq names its product DDB1- and CUL4-associated factor 6-like. Gene Ontology annotation, cellular component: Cul4-RING E3 ubiquitin ligase complex; cytoplasm. The transcript has 17 exons. The coding region runs from base 1 to 2073 and encodes 690 amino acids. NCBI's taxonomy places the organism in Eukaryota, Metazoa, Chordata, Actinopteri, Holocentriformes, Holocentridae. The record is from RefSeq and is a predicted model, not a curated record. Gene Ontology annotation, biological process: positive regulation of transcription by RNA polymerase II. Gene Ontology annotation, molecular function: protein binding.